Messenger RNA from Eimeria tenella, 204 nucleotides. The record is from the annotation of a RefSeq genome assembly. Lineage: Eukaryota; Apicomplexa; Conoidasida; Eucoccidiorida; Eimeriidae.
AUGAAAAAAAAUAUGUUUUUUGAAUUUUUACCUACUUUAUUAAAAUUAAAAUUUAUUAAUAAAUUUAAUAAUUUUGAUAGUGAUAGUAAAAUAAAUAAAAAAAUUUCUAAAAAACAAUAUAAAGGUAUAAUUAAAUUAAUUAAACAAUAUCGUUAUUUAAAUAUAUCUUCUCUUAAAAUUAUUAAAUUUAUUAAAGUUAAGUAA